Messenger RNA from Mauremys reevesii (Reeves's turtle), 2796 nucleotides. Its product is annotated as zinc finger protein 850-like. Gene Ontology annotation, cellular component: nucleus. The annotation marks the transcript as partial. Gene Ontology annotation, molecular function: RNA polymerase II cis-regulatory region sequence-specific DNA binding; DNA-binding transcription factor activity, RNA polymerase II-specific. NCBI's taxonomy places the organism in Eukaryota, Metazoa, Chordata, Testudines, Geoemydidae. The record is from RefSeq and is a predicted model, not a curated record. The transcript is spliced from 4 exons. Gene Ontology annotation, biological process: regulation of transcription by RNA polymerase II.
GAGAUAAUCCACACGAAAGAGAGACCCUACAAAUGCUGUGAGUGUGGGAAAAGCUUCAAUCAUACCUCAGCCCUUAGUAGGCAUCAGCGAAUACACAGAGGAGAAAGACCCUAUGAAUGCUGUGAGUGCGGGAAAAGCUUCACUCAGAGAUAUACCCUUAACUCUCAUCAGAGAAUCCACACAGAAGAGCGACCCUACGAAUGCUGCAAGUGCGGGAAAAGCUUCACUCAGAGAUCAGCCCUUAUCUCUCAUCAGACAACGCACACAGAAGAGAAACCCUACGAAUGUUUUGAGUGUGGAAAAAGCUUCUCUCGGAGCUCAAACCUUACUACGCAUCAGAGGAUCCACACAGGAGAGAGACCCUAUGAAUGCCGUGAGUGCGGGAAAAGUUUCAGUCAAUUCUCCUCCCUUAUCUCUCACCAGAGAGUCCACACAGGAGAGAAACCCUAUGAAUGUUGCGAGUGUGGAAAAAGCUUCUCUCGGAGCUCACACCUUACUACGCAUCAGAGGAUCCACACAGGAGAGAGACCCUAUGAAUGCAGUGAGUGUGGGAAAAGUUUCACUCACCUCUUCUCUCUUAUCUCUCACCAGAGAGUCCACACGGGAGAGAAACCCUAUGAAUGCAGUGAGUGCGGGAAAAGCUUCUCUCGGAGCUCAACCCUUGUUACACAUUACAGAGUCCACACCGGAGAGAGACCAUAUGAUUGCUGCGAGUGCGGGAAAAGCUUUACUCAUAGUUCAGGCCUUUCUAAACAUCAGAGAAUCCACACAGGGGAGAGGCCCUUUGAAUGCAGUGAGUGUGGGAAAACCUUCAGUCGCAGUUCGCACCUUAUUAGGCAUCAAACAAUCCACAGAGGAGAGAGGCCCUAUGAAUGCCGUGAGUGUGGGAAAUGCUUCACUAGCAGCUCAAACCUUUCUCAACAUCAGAGAAUCCACACAGGGGACAGGCCCUAUGAAUGCCGUGAGUGUAGGAAAACCUUCUCUCACAGCUCAUCCCUUUCUGUACAUCAGAGAAUCCACACAGGGGAGAGGCCUUAUGAAUGCAGUGAGUGUGGGAAAAGCUUCACUAGCAGCUCACACCUUUCUCAACAUCAGAGAAUCCACACAGGGGAACGGCCCUAUGAAUGCAGUGAGUGUGGGAAAAGCUUCACUAGCAGCUCACACCUUUCUAAACAUCAGAGAAUACACACAGGGGAAAGGCCCUAUGAAUGCCGUGAGUGUAGGAAAACCUUCUCUCACAGCUCAGCCCUUUCUUUACAUCAGAGAAUCCACAUAGGGGACAGGCCCUAUGAAUGCACUGAGUGUGGGAAAACCUUCAAUCGCAGUUCGCACCUUAUUAGACAUCAGAGAAUCCACACAGGGGAGAGGCCCUACGAAUGCCGUGAGUGUGGGAAAACCUUCAAUCGCAGAUCAGCCCUUUCUGUUCAUCAGAGAAUCCACACGGGGGACAGGCCCUACGAAUGCCGUGAGUGUGGGAAAUCCUUCAAUCGCAGAUCAGCCCUUUCUGUUCAUCAGAGAAUCCACACGGGGGAAAGGCCCUAUGAAUGCCGUGAGUGUGGGAAAACCUUCAAUCGCAGAUCAGACCUUUCUAAACAUCAGAGAAUCCACACGGGGGAAAGGCCCUACGAAUGCCGUGAGUGUGGGAAAAGCUUCACUAACAGCUCGGCCCUUUCUGUUCAUCAGAGAAUCCACACAGGGGACAGGCCCUAUGAAUGCAGUGAGUGUGGGAAAAGCUUCACUCAAAGAUCAGACCUUUCUAAACAUCAGAGAAUCCACACGGGGGAAAGGCCCUAUGAAUGCUGUGAUUGUGGGAAAGGCUUCAAUCGCAGAUCAGCCCUUUCUGUUCAUCGGAGAAUCCACACAGAGAAGAGGCCCUACGAAUGCAGUGAGUGUGGGAAAAACUUCACUAGCAGCUCAGACCUUUCUAAACAUCAGAGAAUCCACACAGGGUACAGGCCCUACAAAUGCCGUGAGUGUGGGAAAAGCUUCACUAGCAGAUCAGCCCAUUUUACCCAUCAGAGAAUCCACACAGGGGAGAGGCCCUAUGAAUGCUGUGAGUGUGGGAAAACCUUCAAUCGCAGAUCAGGCCUUUCUAAACAUCAGAGAAUCCACACCAGGGGAAAGACACACUACACAUGCCACGAGUGUGGGAAAAGCUUCAGUCAGCGCUCACUCCUUAUCAGACAUGAGAGAAUCCACACAGGGGAGACGCCCUUCACGUGCGCUGAGUGCGGGAAAAGCUUCAGUCGGCGCUCAAGCCUUAUCACACAUCAGAGAAUCCACACAGGGGAGACUCCCUACACGUGCGCUGAGUGCGGGAAAAGCUUCAGUCGGCGCUCAAGCCUUAUCAGACAUCAGAGAAUCCACACAGGGGAGACGCCCUUCACGUGCGCUGAGUGCGGGAAAAGCUUCAAUCGGCGCUCACACCUUAUCACACAUCAGAGAAUCCACACAGGGGAGACUCCCUACACGUGCGCUGAGUGCGGGAAAAGCUUCAAUUCGCGCUCAAACCUUAUCACGCAUCAGAGAAUCCACACAGGGGAGACGCCCUUCACGUGCGCUGAGUGCGGGAAAAGCUUCAGUCAGCGCUCAAUCCUUAUCACACAUCGGAGAAUCCACACAGGGGAGACGCCCUACGCGUGCUCUGAGUGCGGGAAAAGCUUCAGUCGGCGCUCACACCUUAUCAGACAUCAGAGAAUCCACACAGGAGAGCAGCCCUACACGUGCGCUGAGUGCGGGAAAAGCUUCAGUCAGCGCUCAACCCUUAUCAGACAUCGUAGAAUCCACAGUGGAGAG